UGAAGCGGCAGCUGAAGAGACUUCGGCACUUGCCAUGGCCGACGAAAAGCCCAAGGAAGGAGUCAAGACUGAGAACAACGAUCAUAUUAAUUUGAAGGUGGCAGGGCAGGAUGGUUCUGUGGUGCAGUUUCAGAGGCAUGCACCACUUAGUAAACUAAUGAAAGCCUAUUGUGGACGACAGGACAUAACUGCACAGCUGGAACUGGAGGACGAAGAUACAAUUGAUGUGUUCCAGCAGUAG
This is a messenger RNA of Lepus europaeus (European hare), 241 nucleotides long. RefSeq names its product small ubiquitin-related modifier 2-like. The record is from RefSeq and is a predicted model, not a curated record. Gene Ontology annotation, cellular component: nucleus. NCBI's taxonomy places the organism in Eukaryota, Metazoa, Chordata, Mammalia, Lagomorpha, Leporidae. The coding region runs from base 35 to 241 and encodes 68 amino acids. Gene Ontology annotation, biological process: protein sumoylation. The transcript is spliced from 2 exons. Gene Ontology annotation, molecular function: protein tag activity; ubiquitin-like protein ligase binding.